This is a messenger RNA of Toxotes jaculatrix (banded archerfish), 3827 nucleotides long. It is a transcript of the gene krcp, whose product is annotated as kelch repeat-containing protein. Lineage: Eukaryota; Metazoa; Chordata; Actinopteri; Toxotidae. Gene Ontology annotation, molecular function: protein binding. The transcript has 13 exons. Bases 168 to 1844 code for a protein of 558 amino acids. The record is from RefSeq and is a predicted model, not a curated record.
GUUACGCAGACCUUGCGCGGAGUUUAGAAACUGUACACACAGCGGUGGCGGGAGAUGUUGAACGGAGCAAGGCAGAGGCAAUAGCGUUGGUUUGAUAUUUCAGGAUAAAGUAGGACAAGCAGAAGCAGUUUGGACAGGAGUCGCCUUCGCUGGAGGGAAACGCAAAGAUGGAUGAUUUCGGCGUUUAUGCGGUUUUCGGAGUGAACGGUCCGCCUCAGAAGCUGCUGAGUGCCGGUGGGUCGUGCAGGGUGUGUGUUGCAGUUCCCCCGACUGUCCACCAGGUGGUGCUGUUCAGCAGCGGGCCGUGGGGGGAUAGGAUCUGCGUCAACGCGGAGCUCAAUGAUGCUAACCGGAUACCCAUCACUAUCGGCAAACUGACUCCCUACAACAGAUGUCUGUCAUGGGAGCAGUGGGAAGAGGAGACGUGGACAGACAGUGUCACACUGAAUAUCAGUCUGGAGGGAGGCAGCCUGACAAAAGCAGAUUGGUCAGAACCAGAACUCAUCCUGGCUGUGAAGGAAUACACACCGAAGGACACUGUGGCUCCCCUUGCAGCCCGAGAGCUCAACGGCAAGAGGAAGAGAGGACGAAUGGCGGAGGAAGACCGUGACGAGAGUAAGGUGACAAAGAGAGAGGAAGAAGAGAACGUGUGUCCAAAUGGUACCGUGGAGAAGACCACACCUGUACGAAAAGCCAGAGGGCAAACCAAAGGGGGGCAGAAGCUGUUCAGUAGUGGAGGAGCUGAUGGCGCGGGAGAAGCACAGGGGAUUGUGGGAAGAACGCCUCCUCAGAGCGCAGCCAGGACAAAGAGUAGGCAGGCCAAGACUCCCACACAGACCGCCCCCCUGGUUAGCCCGUCAGGUCGCUGGGGUCAGACUCUGUGUCCCAUCGAUGCUCAGACAGCAAUUCUGAUUGGAGGACAGGGAGCCAGGAUGCAGUUCUGCAAGGAUCCCAUGUGGAAGCUCUGCACAGAGGACAUGUCCUGGGUGGCUGCGGAGACUCUGGCAGAGGGUCCGACCCCUGAGGCCAGGAUCGGCCACACAGCCGUCUACGACCCCGACUCAAAGCGGAUCUUUGUGUUUGGAGGCUCUAAGAACAAGAAAUGGUUCAACGACGUCCACAUCCUGGACACACAGAGCUGGAAGUGGACCAUGGUGGAGGCUCAAGGUAAGGUUCCCCCUCUGGCCUACCACAGCUGCAGUAUGUUUCGGGGUGAACUCUUCGUGCUGGGAGGGGUGUUUCCUCGUCCAAACCCGGAGCCCGACGGCUGCAGUGACUCGCUGUACAUCUUCGAUCCCCAGCUCUCCAUCUGGUACCAACCCAUUGUGACAGGCGACCAACCCUCCCCCCGCUCAGGUCACUCUGCCUGUGUGAUGCAGGAGAGGAAGAUCUAUGUAUUUGGUGGAUGGGACACUCCUGUCUGCUACAAUGACAUGUACAUGUUGGACCUUGGUCUGAUGGAAUUUUCUGCUGUGAAAACAACUGGGAAAGCCCCCUCUCCUCGGAGCUGGCAUGGCAGUGCUGUGCUUUCAGACACAAAGUUUCUGAUCCAUGGAGGUUACAAUGGAAACAACGCUCUCAGUGACACCUUCAUCUUUGAUAUAGACACCAACAGCUGGACAGAGGUGACGCUCCCUCAGCUCUCCGUCCCAAGGGCGGGGCACUCCCUCAUCACCAUGGAUACAGCCAGUCUCCACCGUUUCUCAGGGGAGGACGAAGACGCGGACGUGGACCCAGGCUUCGUCGGCAGAACGCUGCUGGUGUUCGGAGGCGGAGACAACGAGGGCAACUUCUACUCCGACCUGACGACUGUCGCUGUGGAGGAACUGCUCGGUGCUAUUUAAAGAGGGUGAGUCAGAGGUGAAUCCUCACUCCCUGACUGGAUGUGAAGCUAUUUCAACACCCCCACAUUGCCCUUUUAUUAUUUAUAUUCCUAUAGUUUGUCUUUUUUUCUUUUGUUGAAUGAUCUCUUUCUUCUUUCACUGAUGUUUCUUUUUCAAAGAGUUUUUACAGUUUUAUUUCUGAAAAAUGUGCAUGGAACAUUUGGGCAUUUUCUUGAAUUUCAAUCUCAGAAAAUAUUUAAAUAUAAAUUUUUGGAAAUUAAAACAAACUUUAAAGAAUAUUGGGAUUUUUUUUUCUUUUUUAUAAUAGGAACAAAGAUCUUUGUUUUAAACGUAAAACAGUUCAGAUCAGGUCAUUUAGGAUUUUCUUUCAGUUUUAUGUACAUAGUUUAAAGCCUCAAGUUCUUCCUCAGGUACAAAUUAUAUUUUAAUUUUGAAAAAUUAAAUAUGUGUCUUUUUUUUUUGUUUGUUUUUUAUAAAUAACUGAGUCUUUCACUACCACUGGUCAUUUGGAAUAUGCUGAAUAUGCUCCGGACAGCUGCAAAUACAUAAACCGUAUUUUAUUAUGUUCAAACUUAUCAUCUUCAAACUUGAUUUAGUUGAAAAAUCUCUACUCAUGUUUCUGUUUGGUUCAGUUUUGCACUUGGCUCCUGUCUUUACUUAAUAAACGAAUUAAUAAAUUCGAUAAAUUCGAUAAAUUUGAUGCAUGAUGUUAUUCUGGACAUUACCGUCCCUACAGAGACAGUAAGUUUUCAGUCUGACAUAAAACUGUAAGGUGUCAAACCAAUGUAAAUUAAAUGAGGUAUCAUACUUUAAAGAGAAAGACCUCUUAAUAACAUCCCUGUUGGCCCAGUAACUCAACACUAACAUGGGCUAAUGUCAGACGAGCAGAGCCACUGAUGUUAUCUUCAAAGAGUCAGAGCUAAGUGCAGACAUUUUAAUAAAAGAGAAGUGGAGCUUGAGAGGGAUAAUCUUUGUUUCCACUGAACAGCUGAUAAGGGUGUCAUGGAUGUGGCCGUUUUUUUAGCUUUAAUAUUUUGACAGGAUUAUAUGGUACAGACAGACUUGUGUUUGGUACCAGGUGGUUCACACACGUCAGUGAAUCCCCACUUUUAGCAGUGAAGUGUUCUCAGCACGUCCUUGCUCUCAGGGCUGUAGCUGCUGUUGAGGACACUUGUUUUCUGGUAAAAUAUAUAUAUACCCUUGGAGGGAACAUUUUAUGCAGCUGCGGCACAUGUAAUGUUUCUGUUUAUAGAAACCAUUUAAUUACAAAAAAACACCAACACAGUAUGGGGACAUUAUAUUCUAGUUAGAAUAGAAUUUAAUGCCUGAUAGUUAGAAACUAAUAUGGAAGUGGAGUGUGUGUCAUAUGCUGACAGAGUCUGAGUCCUGUGGCCAGGUAGUAACUGUGACCUCCUCACCUCCUUCACCUCAGCGGAGUCAGGAAAGCCCAAAUAAAGAUGGAAAAAAAAUCCUGGAAAAAGCUUGGGACAGUGUGAGUCAAAGAACAAGAGAGACCACGUUUAUUUUCUACUAUUUUGCUAUCUUUCUAGAAAACAGACUGGCGAGAUCAGUUGAUAAUGUUUUCACCUACUCUGGUGGCAUUUCCUCUGGUGAUGCAAAGGAAGUCUGGCUUCCUCGAAAUAUUCAAUCAAAAACAAAUCAGUUUCCUUGUUUCCCUUUAUAAGACUUGUGGAAACGUGGCUUUUUCCAAUUGAUUCUUUCACUGCAAAUUAUUAACUAUUCACUGCCCUUAAUAAGCUGUGAAGUAAUUCCUCAUUACUUUUGUCAUAAUUGAAGGUAAAGUAAAAUGCAUUGUAAUAAAAAUCGUUACUGGGAUAUUAAAUUACUUUUUGUCAAUUUUUCCUGCCCCAACAUAUCUGCAAAUACUUUUAAGGUGAAAGUAGGUUUAUCUCUGCAGUCUCUGCAGAGAAAAGCAUUGGCUACGUAUUAAAGAUAACAGUUCUUACAGUCUCAAUCUGGCCG